UGCCAGUGGGCUGGGCAUGACCUGCUCGUGCACAGACGACACCUGAGCCCGCGCCGUGCCGCGCUCGCCAGAAACACGGGCCCGCGCCGUGCCGAACCUAACCGUGUUGUGUCGUGUCUUCCGUGUCGUGCCCAGCCGUCUCGUGCCGUGCCGAAUCGUGUAGAAAGGGACAGGUGGCUGCAGCGGGAACGUCAGCCGGGAGGCUGGACGGGCCGCGAUGCCCGCCGGGCGGCUGGUGCUGGUGCUGGCGCUGCUGACGGCGCUGGGAGUGCUGCGCUCGGCAGACGCGCUCGGCGUGGUGCUGGACCCGGGCCGGCCCACGGAGCUACACCGCGGCCCCAGCGCGCCCGGCGGGAAGAGCGCCUGGAUCAUCCGAGCGGCGGCCGGCGACGGGGAGCGGCCAAAGCGCCGUCCACCAACCGUGUACACCGCGGACGGCCACCACGGCCCCCAGCUGCCGCUGGUAUCGUUCGGAGCCGGCACACACCAGCCGGUGAGCGCCGGGUCCUACCGGCCGCCCGGGCAGCGCCCCUCCCGUCCGGCCGGGUCCUCACCAGCCACCACCACCUGGCUGAACACCGCUGACCGAUACACGUCCGUCGACAACCAGCGGAUCCCCAGCUACGACCUGGGCUGCGCCGGCCGCCAGUGCACCUACAUCAUCUCGGCGCCGGAGGGCGAGCGCCCGCCGCCGGCAGCGCCCUUCAACCGAGAGCGCGUGCACAGCUACCUCUCCAACUACGAGACCAUCCUCGAGCAGGCGCGCAACGUGACCAGCAAGUACGUGGUGCAGAAGCUGGAGCCGGACACGCGCUUCCCGACUCCGAUGGAGGCGUACCAGCGGGACCGGCAGCAGUCCCUGGAGGAGCCGCCGGCCACGGCACACCACGGCCGGCCGACCGGGGCGUCAUCUGCAUGGCCGGCGCCCGCCGCGCCACCCAGACCACCGUACCCGACCCGACACCAGGGCUACGUGACGAUGCGCCCCACCUACGUCCGCACGUCGCUCUCUUUGAGCGCGUCAGGCGGCGCAGAACGAAGGCCCGUCGAUUCAGCUUUCGCUGCUAGUUCUAGCGUCGGCCGACCGGCGCCCGAGCCACCCCGUCACCGGCCACCCAUUCAUCCCUUCGACGAGACGGCCCCAUCGUAUGAGCGACAGAAGCCCGAGCGGGGCGGAAUGGAGACUAUUUACGCCAGCACCGGCCGAGAGCCCGGGCGACGACCGGAUCCGGAUCCCGGGAGACCACAGGAUCCAGAUCCGGGUCCUGGCGCCGGGCGGGAUCCGAACCGGAAUCGGUAUCCGUACUAUGACCGUGACUCCGGCGCCGUUAGAGAUCCGUAUCUGAAUCGAAACCGAAGCCCAGACAGUGAUUCGAUAACUAAACGGCAUCAAAAUUCAGAUCGAGAUCCGCAUGAGCGACACGGAUCAUAUUCUGAACAAGAUUCGUACAAGGAUCGAGAUUCGUACAAAGAGCGGGAUCCGUAUGCGACACGAGAUCCAUACAGGGAACGGGAUUCUUCCCGAAAUCGGAAUCCCCACGAUAAAAGGAGGCCGUAUUCCGAAGAUCCAAAUACGGCAAGGGAUCCGUACGCUAAUUUUGAUCAUUACGAAGCACGGAACUCCUUUACAGACGGCAAUUCGGUGAGGGGACGGGAUCCCUAUCAAAAGAGGGACCCGUAUCCGGAGCGGAAUCCGUAUCCGGAGCGGGACCCGUACCCAGACCGGGACCCGUAUCCGCAGCGGGAUCGAUACCCAGGCCGGGACCCGACUCGACACGACCGUCCUUCAGACCGGUUUGAAGUGCGACGAGGCGUGGCACAGCGCUGGGACUCUGCUCGUCCCGACUCUGAGGGCUUCCACAGCUCCACCAGACUCAGUAAGGCCACCAACCCGCCAGUCAUCAUGUACCGGUCUAUGCGGCGGCCGCCGUCGGCACCGGCCGCCGCCGAGCGUCGGGCUCGACAGCUGAGUUCAGCCACCGACACGCCGGGGAAGAUGCUAGCUCGGAGGGUGGGCGGUCAGGCACCUACCACCGAGAGGCGGCACUCCCUGGAGACGGGUGACCACCGCCUGUUCUCCGGGAAAAUAUUUCAGGCGCACCUGAAGAGCGGUCCAAUCACCGUCCUCGGAGAUGAAGAGCUCGAGGAACCUUCACAAGAUCUCCAGGAACAAACGGAUGUCGAUGGCAGGCAGGCUGUCUCCCGGGGCCGAGACGGCACUGCCCUGAUCACCACCGACGAGGGACACAGGAAAGUGCCCAACGUCAUGAUGCCGCCUCUGGAGGGCCAACAGACGAGUCCUGGACACCAGCAGGCCGGGACCCAGCAGGUUAGCUCUUUUCAGCCCGAUUGGGGUUUCAAACACCCGCAGUACCGGGUAUCUAGUCAGCGUGCAGCGGGCUCCAAGCCUCCCCGUCCCCACGUCGCAGCGCCACCGUCCGAACAGCGGCCGGCAGGUUCCGUGUUUCACCACCUGACAGCGCCAAUGCAGCUGAAUGAGGGCGUAGAGGUCGCCUCGACACCGUCACCACCACCGCAAAUCCGCCCCUCGCCCAGUGCUGAGCAAGCUCUGAAGCGUCUACUGGCGUCACUUCUGCCAGGCUUGGUUCACGUUUAAAGUGUGAUUCUUUUCUGAGGCAUUGCUUAGUUUAUUGUUUCCCGUGUUGGGGAACAACUGCUUAGUUUGCUUAGGAACAUUGCUUAGUUUAUCGCUGCCAGUACUGUCUGACUGAAGUGUAGUAUUUGAUCGCAUAGUAAGUGCUGGAAAGUCAGUAAUUUAUUAUCCAUCCAUGCAUGUCUAUGCCCAUUGCCUACCUGCUUGUUAAAACGCAUCACAAAUAGGUA
Molecule: messenger RNA, 2844 nt
Organism: Amphibalanus amphitrite
Lineage: Eukaryota; Metazoa; Arthropoda; Thecostraca; Balanomorpha; Balanidae
Product: serine/arginine repetitive matrix protein 5-like
Exons: 2
Coding region: 218-2617 (799 amino acids)
Source: RefSeq, a predicted model, not a curated record